AGAGCGCCGCUCGCGAGGGGCGGGGAGGUGUGACCAGCUGGGUGCGCGGCCGCCGCGGGGCACCUGCCCCACGCGGGAGCCACUGGGCCGCUGGUGGAGCCGUGUGCUCAGACACGCACGCGCGCGCCCACCCGCGCGGUUUCUCUGUAUGCAUCUCGCGUGGAAGACGUACGGCAGACUUGCAGAAACAGUGAUGUGCAUUGGUUUCUGCUUUUCAGGCUUGUUUGGAAUGCUGUAACACUGAGAAGGUCUGCAUUGCUUGCAGCUGUUUAUCAGAAAAGAUUUCCAGCUCGGGAUCUGUGUGCUGCUGCUGAUUUUCCAAUGAAGUACAUCCUGGUUACUGGUGGUGUCAUCUCAGGCAUUGGAAAGGGAAUCAUUGCAAGCAGCAUUGGCACCAUACUGAAAUCAUGUGGUCUACGUGUCACUGCAAUCAAAAUUGAUCCUUAUAUAAACAUAGAUGCUGGAACCUUCUCACCAUAUGAACACGGUGAAGUUUUUGUAUUGAAUGAUGGUGGAGAAGUUGACUUAGAUUUGGGAAAUUAUGAGAGAUUCUUGGACAUUAAUCUCUAUAAAGAUAACAACAUCACCACUGGGAAGAUAUAUCAGCAUGUCAUCAAUAAAGAAAGACAUGGUGAUUACCUGGGAAAAACUGUUCAAGUUGUUCCACACAUCACUGAUGCGGUUCAGGAAUGGGUGAUGAAUCAGGCAAAAGUUCCUGUGGAUGAUGACAGAAAAGAACCACAGAUUUGUGUAAUUGAGCUGGGUGGAACUAUUGGAGACAUUGAAGGAAUGCCAUUUGUUGAGGCAUUUAGACAGUUCCAGUUCAAAGCAAAAAGAGAUAACUUCUGUAAUAUCCAUGUUAGUCUCGUACCACAGCCUAAUGCCACUGGUGAGCAGAAGACCAAACCAACACAGAACAGUGUUCGAGCAUUGAGGGGCUUAGGCUUAUCUCCAGAUUUGAUUGUCUGCAGAAGUGCAAAGCCUAUAGAAAUGGCAGUGAAGGAAAAGAUCUCCAUGUUUUGCCAUGUGGAGCCUGAACAGGUGAUAUUUAUCCAUGAUGUUUCUUCCACUUACCGAGUACCAAUCCUGCUGGAGGAACAAGGCAUCAUUAAGUAUUUUAAACAGAGGUUAAAUUUACCUGUUGAUGACCAGCCAAGUGAUCUUCUAAUGAAAUGGAAGAAAAUGGCUGACAGGUAUGAAAGGUUGCUGAAGGUGUGUUCCAUAGCUCUCGUUGGCAAGUACACAAAACUAAGUGACUGCUAUGCAUCUGUUUUCAAGGCUCUGGAACACUCAGCGCUGGCAAUUAAUCACAAACUGGAUUUAAUGUACAUAGACUCGAUAGAACUUGAACAUUCUACAGAAGUUGAGAACCCAGUGAAAUAUCACCAGGCAUGGCAAAAGCUGUGCAAAGCAGACGGCAUUCUGGUCCCAGGAGGGUUUGGAAUUAGGGGAACAGAAGGCAAACUCCAAGCUAUCUCCUGGGCAAGAACAAAGAAAAAACCUUUUCUUGGAGUUUGCUUGGGAAUGCAAUUAGCAGUUGUGGAGUUUGCAAGAAACUGUUUGAACUGGAAAGAUGCAAAUUCUACAGAAUUUGACCCUGACACAAAAAACCCUGUUGUCAUUGACAUGCCAGAACACAAUCCUGGAGAUAUGGGUGGAACAAUGAGACUUGGGAAGAGGAGGACUGUUUUUAAAACACAAAAUUCUGUUUUAAGGAAACUUUAUGGCGAUGAAGUGUUCGUAGAGGAACGACACAGGCAUCGAUAUGAGGUGAACCCAGAAUUGAUUCGCUGCUUUGAAGAGAAAGGUUUGAAGUUUGUUGGCCAUGAUACGGAGGGGAACAGAAUGGAAAUUAUUGAACUGGAAAAUCAUCCAUAUUUCGUGGGAGUUCAAUUCCACCCAGAGUUUUCCUCAAGACCUAUGAAACCUUCACCUCCAUACCUUGGACUGUUGCUUGCAGCAACUGGGACACUUGGUGCAUAUUUGCAGCGUGGAUGUAAAUUGUCUCCAAGUGACAGCUACAGUGACCUCAGUGAUGACAGUUCUCCAGAAAAAGAGUUUCCUAAUUCAGGAACAAGCUAAAAUGAUUGUAUGAGAUCAUAGAAACAGAUGAUGCUAUUGAGGUUUUAGAAAGUUGGAACAGGACUAUAUUGGGUAGAAGAAAGCAGAAGAGUAAGCUGCUUAACUUCUUCGUAGUAUCUUCUCCAUACUAUUUUCAAAAAAUCUCUUUACAGAAGGCAAUUUUAUUAUCCCAUAGCAAAAACUCUUCUGUAUGAAUACUGUUUCUCUUUAAAAUCAUAUAAAUGGCUGUUUGUCUUAGUUGUUAAUUGUUAUUGAUCUUGUCCUACAUUGCAGAAUGAUCUCAGGUGAAUAUGUCUUAGUUCAUUAGGUCACAGCUGUUCUUCAUUUGCAGGAAGGAUUCUUUGUUUUCAGUUAGCCGUAGAACAGUAAAAUAAAAUACAUUCAUUCUUGUGAAUGAGGAGGGAAUGCACUAAAAAGAGAAAGUUAUUUUAUCUGCGAGCAGUAGAGAAUUGUCUCAGGUUGUUUCCAUAUUAAGCUUGUUGUGUAUAUAUUUUUUUUACUUUUUUGCUAUUCAUGUACAAAUGAGAAAUUAUGUUACUCUACUUCAGCCCUUUGUGAUUAUAAUAAUUGAUGUUGAAUAUGCAUGUCUUUUAACUUUGCUUCUUAAGUGAUUUCACUUUGCAAAAGUUGAAGUUUGUUUGCUCUAUUUCCCCUGAAAGUCUGAUAAUGCUGAACAUAAUUCUGAUCUAUCAAAUUACAGAAGUGAUAUUAGAAGGCAUUUUUGUAUUUGUGUUUUGUAUUUGUAAGAGAGAAAGUAAAUACACUCAAUGCAAUCUGUACAUUCGUGUGAAAGUUAUAGAAGAAACAGUCAUAAAUCUGGAGCAUAAUCUGGGGUCCAGCCUUAUAACACACAACUAAUGUCAAUAAAUAAGUAUAAAGAUGGAUUAAAGUUCAUCCUUGCUCUGCCUCAUCUAUUGACGACUCCAUGGGGCUCAUUCCCCGGUAGGACAGAACAGUGUAUUUUAAUUCAGAAGUCAUGAGCUGCUCUUCAGUCUGACAAUUGGAGGGCAUCCUGCAAAGCCAGGAUUGCAGCCUGGAAUCACUGAGACAGAAGGAGGAGAGAGGUGCUCUACUGUAUAUAAGGCUGGAUCCCACCAGCAGUAUGAUGUCAACAGAUCUGUCAGAGUGUGGACCUAAACUGUAUGACAGGCUCCAAAUGCCUGAGGCACCCUUUCCUAAAAAGAAAAUUUCUGAAAUUUGAGCUUUAUCUUUCAGUUUGUUUUUGGGCAAAGUGUCUUUUUUUAAUUGAUCAAAAUGUAAAUAUCUGUACAAAAAUAAAAUGCACCUUGUACCCUUUACAUAUUUGUAGAACAGUAAGUUUGCAUUGCCUUAGAAAACCUCAGAUUAUACACCCAAUUUCUCUAUUCACUAAAAGAAGUGUAAAUUGUAAUCAAAUGUAAACUAUGCUUCUAUAGCAGUGCUUUUCUAAAGUGGUUUGCAAAUAUGUGCCUUAGAAAUAGCAGGUAUUAAUGGAGUUGGUAUCACUAUGUCUUUGUGUCAAUGAGAGACACUGGCCACUGGUUUGUAAAAGAUGAAACAUUUCCUAAUAUUGUCUGUAAUGUUCAAAUAUAUUUUCAAAUAUAUUAAAUUGUGUUAUUCAGAAGUGUUUA
Dromaius novaehollandiae (emu) is the source of this 3692-nucleotide messenger RNA. It is a transcript of the gene CTPS2, whose product is annotated as CTP synthase 2. Lineage: Eukaryota; Metazoa; Chordata; Aves; Casuariiformes; Dromaiidae. The transcript is spliced from 20 exons. The record is from RefSeq and is a predicted model, not a curated record. Gene Ontology annotation, biological process: CTP biosynthetic process; pyrimidine nucleobase biosynthetic process. Gene Ontology annotation, molecular function: identical protein binding; CTP synthase activity. Gene Ontology annotation, cellular component: cytoophidium; cytoplasm. Bases 322 to 2082 code for a protein of 586 amino acids.